This is a messenger RNA of Amoebophrya sp. A120, 2239 nucleotides long. The record is from the annotation of a GenBank genome assembly. Lineage: Eukaryota; Dinophyceae; Syndiniales; Amoebophryaceae.
CUUUACUUUAGAUAUACAUAGGUUCGGGCGUUUGCUCGAUAGAGGAGGCAUCUUGCACGAGCUGUGUUGUCUUGUGCUUUUGUACUGCAGUAAUUUGCAAUUUUCGUGAUAACGCGAAGGCGCGAAAAUGAACGCGGCGGCACGAUGACUACCACCUCCGCCACGGAUAUGGACGCGGAAGAAAGUCGGUACCGCGCCCAUGGCGCGCUGAUGCUUACCGCGUGGGGCGCGCUGGCGCCGCUGCUGAUCUGCAUGGUGUUUUUGCGGCGGAAGAUCCUCCUGGAAACGGGCGGGACGACGCCGGGCGAGGGACCAGAAAAAGAGAAGCAGAAAGAAUUCGUGAACAAGUUGAUGCUGAUGCACAAGCUCGGGCAACCCGUCACCCUCAUUCUCGUCACCGUGGCCAUCACGUUGCCCUUCAUGGAGAGCCACGCGGCGCACGGACACCUGUUGCGCCGACUCGCUGGCGGCGGCGGCCAUUCCUCCAUGUCGCUGCACGGCGUGAUCGGCUUCCUCGUGCUGUCCCUCGCCUGGGUCCAGCUGUUUCUCUGGCUCGGCAAGAAGUUUUACCUCAAGCAGCCAAUUUUCGCUAACGGUGGGGAGCAGCUGGAGAACUUUGCGGGGGUGGUGAACGGAAAUUCGAAAGUCGCUUCGAGUUUGGGAGAACAAAUACCAGGAGGCGAAAGUACAACGGCGAAGGAAGAUCUGGAGAAGAAUUUGCCAUCAGGAACAGCCACCGGUGCGGCGGUAAGCGCAGCGACCAGCGCCGCGGAAAAGCAGUUUUCGGAAAAUUGGCUCUGGGUGCACCGCGUCAGCGGGUUGCUCUGCCUGCUGCUAGCCUGGUGGAACUUGUGGAGCGGGUCGCACAAAAUCAAGGACAUGUUCGACGUUGAGAUCUUAUUCCACAGAACAGCACUUCAGUACUACACCCAUACCAGAAAAACAUAUGAAUUCGUGUCGCGGCUUGUACUGUGAUUUCUGCUGUUCGGCAUGACUGGUACUUUUCUAAUCGCUUCGCAGCACCAGCAUUCUUACAGAGGUUAAUAGGGGAUGCUGCGUCACAGGAAUGUGCUUCUGUUGUGGUCUCCUUGUUGCAGAACUUCUCCUGGCGCCGCCACAACACAAAUCGACAAACCGGCUGAAAAAGGGUCCUGGUAUGGGCGUGCUUUUCUGUAGAAUACAUCUUUACCCCGUUGGUCAUCGCCUUCAUCGCCGUUUCCGUCAUCAUGCUGGUCUUGUCACGGACAGUCUUGCACAAACUCGUCGUGUGAGGAGGAGUAUAGUCGUGAAGAACCAAAUGUACGAGCGCAAAAAAAUUGAGACGGAUUUUUUUACGCCUGAAGGAAAAAAAUUGUAUCUUCGUAUUUUCAACCUGCUUCUUAAUCUAGUAGUAUACAAGUCGUAAGGGGUGCGUCGAGUUGGUUGCUGGGUCCGCAGGGUCGCUCUCGAAUGCGGUGCACAUAAUGAGCAACUUCAAUAGGUGGACGAGUUAAUUCUGUUUCGAAGAUUGAUUAACGCAGGUACAGUGUAGUGAAACCAAUAACAGCGUCAUGAUUAGCAUUAGUCUCGCCUUUCUUUAUUUGAUUUUCCUGGACAUAUCAAGCCAACGCCGAACGCGUGGGCCGGCAAGUAUCUGCGGAAUUUGAAUAUGGAUCUGCUAUAGGGCCUCGAUUACGCAAACGCGAAUCGUUGCAAUUGUGUGAAGUUGUAGUGCUCUUAUAGUAGUCCGAAAAAUUUUUUGUCGCGGGAUUCCUCUAGCAAAAUUCGUAUCAAUGCUAGUAACAGUAGUAGCAGAGAGGUGUAGAGCCCAUACGUAUUUUUUUUAGGUUUCGAAUAUUGGAACUAGUGGAACUGAUAGACUUUCACUAACCUUGUCACGUCAACGACUGGAAUAUACUUCUCCAGCGAGUGGCUCUUCCUUUUUACAUGUGAGGGAAUGCUUGGUUCUUGUAAGAGUAAGAAUCCGAUGUUCAAUCAUUAUUGUGCAGAUCCGCAAUGCCACCGGAGCAGGCAGAUGCGGAUGAUCUGGCUGAAUAGUCAGAGCGCAGUCUAUAAAACAAAAAAUUAGUUCUAUAGACUCUUAUAACUCCGUAGUUGAGUAAACCUACCUACCUACCUACGAUCCUAGUCCUACUCAUCUGUGUGGUUUCGCCUACUCCAACGCAGCUGUCGGGAUCAAUUUUAAGAUAAUACCAAAAGUGGGCGGCUGCGGUGCCGGGACAAAAUGCAGCGGAACGGC